This is a messenger RNA of Pristis pectinata (smalltooth sawfish), 2560 nucleotides long. RefSeq names its product snail family zinc finger 3 (gene snai3). NCBI's taxonomy places the organism in Eukaryota, Metazoa, Chordata, Chondrichthyes, Rhinopristiformes, Pristidae. The record is from RefSeq and is a predicted model, not a curated record. Gene Ontology annotation, molecular function: RNA polymerase II cis-regulatory region sequence-specific DNA binding; DNA-binding transcription factor activity, RNA polymerase II-specific. The coding region runs from base 129 to 1019 and encodes 296 amino acids. Gene Ontology annotation, biological process: regulation of DNA-templated transcription. The transcript has 3 exons.
GCACUUGUACUAAACGGGUUAUCCCUGUCAUUUUUAUUUAUCCCGUCUUGAGAUCUCAGCUAGUGGGAUUUCGGCUUUGAGAGCACAUUUUAGGCUGAAUGAUUUCAGCAGGAGGGCAAUAAACAGUCAUGCCCCGUUCUUUCCUGAUCAAGAAGCACUGCAGCACCAAGAAACCCAACUACAGUAAACUGGAGGUCCAGAAUGCCACAGUUAUUUCACCAUAUUUAUAUGAGGGUUUGACAUUUCCCCUGAUGCCACAACCUGAAGUGCUCACUCCCAUCAUUUGUGACUCGCCAAGGCUGUGGGACAGGGCUCCUAUCAGUCUCCGAAUGUGUCUGCCCCCACCCCUGGAUGCUGAGAUUGGAACAGAAACGCCCUUCAGUAGCCAACCAAGCCUGGAGAUCAGUGUUAAGGAAUGUGUGGCUGUCAGAGGCAGCAACACCCCACUAAGGAAUACAGUGAAUGACCUCAGCCUGUCCCUUUCCAAAAGAACCAAGAGAAGAGAGACAAACAAUGGCACAUUUAAAGGAGAUGAUGAAAUGGAGGAAAAAAUCCUUGAGGUUGAAAGUGCUGCUGAAGCAGUCGUGGAGAAGUUUGAGUGUUUUCAUUGUCACAAGGCUUACAAUACUUUAUCUGGUCUCUCUAAACACAGACAGCUUCAUUGUGAAUCACAGACUACAAAAUACUUUAAUUGCAAGUAUUGUGAUAAGGAAUAUGUCAGUUUGGGUGCAUUGAAGAUGCACAUAAGGACUCACACUCUGCCCUGUGUCUGCAAAAUUUGUGGCAAAGCAUUCUCUAGACCGUGGCUCUUACAGGGGCACAUCAGAACACAUACUGGAGAGAAACCUUUUGCCUGUCCUCACUGCAGCAGGGCUUUUGCAGACCGCUCAAACCUCCGAGCACAUCUACAGACACACUCAGAUGUGAAGAGAUAUCACUGCAAGAGCUGCUCAAAGACCUUCUCCAGAAUGUCUCUUCUUUCCAAACAUGAGGAAGCCGGCUGCUGCCCCUUAUCUUGAUGCAGAUUUUGUAAUAUUUGAUCCUGAUGUUGUAAUAAGCUGGAGUUGUGCAAACUAUUGAGGACCUUUAUUUUAGUAUUAUGAGUUGAAAAUGGGUAAUAACUGCUGUACUUGGCUCAUUAAUUCUCAAAAUAAUUUCACCCAAAUGGAGAUUUGCAGAUGAUAUUGGCUGAAGCUGUAUCAAUGUUGACUCCGUUUGUUAAGACAGAACAACUUUGUUAAACCCUAAAACAUUCAAUGAAAUCAGUAAUGGCAAAUAAGUGCACUGAUUUGUAUGAGAAUGGUAAGGUUAGUAUCCCAGCCCUUGACCGGGAUUUGCAGAGUUUUGAAAAACUGAGAAGGCUGGUCAGAUCUUUGCUUGUACCUCAAAAUCCUGUAGAAUUUGAAUCUUACUUAAAGGAAAUGUAUGGUGCUGACAGGGAAAUGGGAAAUAUUGCUGUUGGGGUCAUAGAGGCUUGUUUUUUAUGAUAGUCCCAAAGAAGUUAAAAUCUAUUUACAAGUUAUAAGAGUGAGUUUUGGCAUAAAUUGUGCCACUGAAAAAACACUUUGUAUUAAAAAUAAAUAGGAACUGUCUACUCAGGAUGCAGUUCUGGUGAAACCUUGCAGUCAAGUUUAUGCUUAGUUAAUAGAAUUGCUUUUUAACUUGCAUGAGCUUACAAAACUUUUGAUAUGCUGACAGUAACUGCUAUUUUGCCUGUUUGCACCUAGAUUUCCUAUGGAUUGUAAUUACAUAUAUAGCACACUUUAUGCCAACUGCUGCACCAUACAUGAGGUUAUCGAUGGCUUGUUACACCCCUUAGUCUUUAGAUCUACAUACAAGGAUUUGGUUGGAACAUUAUUUUUUUUAAAUGAAUACUCAAAGAGGGUUCUGUUAUGUGGAUAAACUGCCAUAAGUCUUGUAUCUAUAUUAUUUGAAAGAAAAGUAACUUCUGGAGAGCGAGGAAGCCAAAGCUUAACUUCGCAGUAAGAAUUAAAAGGCCGUAACACACAAUCUACUGGAGGUACUCAGCAGGUCCAGCAGCAUGUGUGGGAGGAAAGGAAUUGCCAAUGUUUCAGGUUGAAACCCUGUACCAAGGUGGUCGACAAUUCCUUUGCUCCCACAGAUGCUGUUCAACCUGUUGAGAUCCUCCAGCAGACUGUGUGUUACUCCAGAUUCCAGCAUUAGCAGUCUCUUGUAUCUUCAGAAUUAAAAGGCUGCCUUUGUUCUUGCUACAGUUAGUUCAUGCUGGAAGUCUAAAAUCCUAAUUGUUAUACCUCAGCAAAUCUAAGUUAAUUCAACAACGACCACAAUUUCUAAGGCAGCAAAUUGGGAAGCCUUCGGUGCUUUAAAAGUUCUGACUGUAUAUUUAUGAAAAAAAUCUGUUGGAGCUUAAAGGGGAAUGGAAAUGUGCAAAUACUGUCCAGAAUGUAAAUAUAAUUGGUGCUGUGAUUUGUCUUGCAUAUUUUGAAGUGAAAACAUCAUUUAACUUGUCAUGUAUUUUUACUAUGUGAUAACACCCUGGAAAUAUGAACAUAAUAGCGAUUGAAUAAAAUGUCUGGUU